Messenger RNA from Lasiosphaeria miniovina, 1299 nucleotides. RefSeq lists its product as uncharacterized. Gene Ontology annotation, molecular function: RNA binding. The record is from RefSeq and is a predicted model, not a curated record. Lineage: Eukaryota; Fungi; Ascomycota; Sordariomycetes; Sordariales; Lasiosphaeriaceae. The transcript has a single exon. Gene Ontology annotation, cellular component: nucleolus. The coding region runs from base 1 to 1299 and encodes 432 amino acids.
AUGGGGGCAAAAUCUAUCGACUCGUCGUCUCCGGCGCCCGAGUUUCCUCAAGAGCAGCACCAGACGGCAACAUCACCGUCCAAGAAGCGCAAGUCAACCAUCGACGAGAUCGCCGUCGACCUCACUCUCCCCGAGCCGCCAUCCAAGAAGGCCCGCCGCCUGCUCAAGAAGGGCAAGCCCUUGCCCGUUAAAGCGCACUCUAGUGACGAAGAGAGCGAUGACGAUAACGACAAGGCUGCCGCUGGGACGGUCGAAGAUGCCAAAAAGAAGAAAGAGCGCUCACCCUAUGGCGUCUGGAUUGGUAACCUGCGAUUCACCGUCACCAGGGGGGAUUUGAGGAAAUGGCUGGUCGACAACUCUGGGGGCGUCAUUAAUGACGAGGACAUUACCCGCGUGCACCUGCCCACUGUCAAGCCGGCAGCGGGCGACCCCAAGAGAGACAAGGACACGCCGUCAGAAAACCGAGGCUUCGCAUACGUCGACUUUGCGACUCUCGAGGCCAACGUGGCAGCCAUUGCGCUCUCGGAAACCGAGUGGAACCGGCGCAAGGUCCUGAUUAAGGACAACAAGAGCUUCGAUGGGCGGCCGAAGAAGGAGGAACCCGCCGACGAGGACGGCAAGGACGGAGCUGCGGCACCGGUCAAGAAAAAGAACAUGCGCACCAAGGUCUUUGUCGGAAACCUGGCCUUCACCGUGACCGAGGACGACCUGCGUGCGCACUUUGACAAGUGCGGCAAGAUCCGCUGGAUCAAGGUUGCCACGUUCGAGGACACAGGCAAGUGCAAGGGCUACGGCUGGGUGAACUUCGAGGAGGCUGAAGCGGCCGGGUGGGCAGUCAAGGGCUUUGUCAAGAUACGCGAGACCAUUGAAACGUUAGAAGACUUUAUGGACGACGAUGAGGCGGACGGAAAUGACGAAGUAGACGACAGUGAUGCCGAGGAGGGCGAGAGCGCCAAAAAGACCAAAAAGCCAGCCGCGAAACAAGCCGCGGAGCCCGUGAGGGUAAAGACACGCAAGUGGUGGGUGAACCAGCUCCAGGGCCGAAACCUCAAGAUCGAGCUGGCCGAGGACGACCAGCUGCGCUACACCAAGCGCUUCAAGAAGGGCGGGUCAAAGAACCCCAGCACUGCAGAGGGGGCUGAGGGAGCACCUGCCAAGGAGGGUGAGGCGAGGGCCUACAGCAAGCCGAAGAAGGCAAUCGCCUACGCGACCGACAUCAGCGUCGCCAGGCUUACUGGCGCGCCGGUCAAGAGCGAAGGAAAGAAGACCACGUUUGAGUACGAGAGGGGCGGGCGUUGA